Molecule: messenger RNA, 2974 nt
Organism: Symsagittifera roscoffensis
Lineage: Eukaryota; Metazoa; Xenacoelomorpha; Acoela; Convolutidae
Exons: 5
Coding region: 2026-2970 (314 amino acids)
Cellular component (GO): extracellular matrix
Source: RefSeq, a predicted model, not a curated record
UCUGCUUCGAGUGCAUUCCGUCGCCUAACGUCAAUUUUUUUUCUGAUACGAAGACAAGAUAAAAUUUGCCUGGCGGCAAUUUGCUUAAAACGCGCCAAGUUUAUCUGACUCGCCAAUGUUUAUUCCCUCUCCAAAAUUGGCACAUGUUUUUUCAUUAUCGAUUUUUUCAAAUCAAUUUGGACAAUUUUAUGAAUUUUAAAAUUUCAAUUUGUCGCCGCAAACACUCAUUAUAGAGCAUUUCUUUUGUUGGCGCAAACACUGUUGACGCAAAAUUCCCGGUAGGUAUUGCUUAACAAUGUGUUUUUUUAAAUUCUUUUUACAUAGAGGUCAAUAAGCUGGGGGAAAGUAUGAUGAAACACUUCAUAAAACCUUCCUUUUUUUCUAAUCGGCACUCAGAACUGUUUAGUUUCCUAAUAGAUCUCUUUAUUUGCCUCUUACGGAAAUUGAGUGGAAUUGAAGUGAAUGGAACUCCCAAAAUUGAAUCUUAAGUGUUUGUUACUAUACAAAGCAAUCCUUACCACCUUAUUUUUAUCUUCAUAUUGUAUUUUUUUUAUUCUUUAGAGAUGCAUUAAAUUUAUCUUCAUUAGAGUUUUGUGAACUUCUGCAAAAAUCACAGACAAUAGACUCGAAUUCUGCUAGUUGGUUUUCGAUAAUCAGCCCCAAGAUUUACCCCUGAUUAAUUUCACGUUAAAAAAUUAGUUUGAAAGUUCGAAAUAAAUUUAAUCAAAGCUUCGUUGCUGGUUUCAAAAAAAAAUUGGUAUCAAAAAUUUGUCGGCUUACUUGUCGUUGUUGCUCACAGAUACUCAAAAAGAGGCAGUGGCAGAAUACCAUUUGCUGAAAAUAAUCAAAUUUUCAAGUUCAAUUCUUUAUUUCAACCUCGCGUUGUCAUUUCCCACGGAAACAGUUUGGGUUGUUCUUCCAAAUUAUUAUUUGCUUUUAGUUUUAUUCUUACCUUAUUAUAUUACCGCUGUUUACCAAGGUCAAGUCAGGUAGCUCUUUCUGAUCUUCAUAUUUUCAUAUCCACAAUACUUUGCCCAUGUCAAACCCGGGAAUUUUAAUUGACAAGAAUGUCAUGUAGCUGAAAUAUCUAAAUAUCUAUUUCAUGUAGCUAAAUUUUGCGGUCGAAUUGGGGAAAAAAGACACUCAGAAAUGGGUUAUAUGUAGUUACUCGAUUUAUAACGAGACCCAGGAGUAGUUGAAUUAUUAACAUAACUAACCGGGGGUUUUAUGAAAACGGAGAAAAAUCAUUCCUGUCAAUCUUAAUCAGUGUCUGUCAUCUUGUAUGGAACAGUGGAUAAUGGUGAAUUGUUAUGAUUGCUACACCUAUAGUAUAGGAAUUGGUAAUAAACUUUGUCAAGGCAUUUAUUCAAUUUCCAUCAAUCAUUUACUUUCCUUCAAUUGUCCCGAAUAACGGCAAGUAAAUGAUAUACAAUUAGUUCAAAACUGCUUUUUUGCUUUUCCUUAAAACAAAAGGUUACCAUCUUUUAUGCCAGUGUUUAAGGACUUUCUUCUGCUAAAAGUUACAUAUAUCUCAAGAUAGUUUUUUGUUUCGAAAUAACAAAACCCCAUUCAAAUAACAAUUUUUAAUUUCCCUUUCAAAUUCUAUGGUAUUUUUAUUUCAAUUCAGUUGGGAAUAAUUUAUUUUCGCUUCUCUGAAUUUGUGUUUCUUGAAUCGGACUCCCUCCAAAAAUUAAUAUUAAAAGCUCUUUUCAGUUUUGAUCCUUUAUUUUUGCCGUUAUUUAAUAAAUUUCUUCAGACCUUCAGACCUCGAAUUCGAUUUAGAAAUGCAGACGGAUACUUUUGUUGAAUUCAUUUUGCAGUUUUCUUAGCGAUGACCAGUUUCUAUUUUCCUGCCCCUUUCAACAGUCUGUUACAAGAUUUAUCUUCGUUUUUAUAAAAUUUGUGCAGCUCAGCUUUUAACAGUCUGACCUGUUAUUUUUGGCAACUAGUUUAAUUGGAUCAAAAUCUCAUUACAAGAAAGUCUGAAAGCUUAUUUGUUCAAACUUCGUUCAAACAUCAUCCAGCAUGAUGGUUGACAUUUUCUCCAUCAUAAAUGCCCUUUCGAGUGUCCUCCACGACAGCGAUGAGUCAUCAGCCUACUCUGUGCUGCCCCCCUCAGCCUCCUGCGACAUUUGUGCCAUUGGGUCCCCCUGGGCUGCCUGUGACUGCUCUUACACUGGUGCGAAUCAACUGUCAAGAAUAGAUUGUUCCAACCGGGACAUGUUCUUUGUACCUACUUGGCCCCAUGGCUGUUCCACUGAUGGUAUCAAGAUGAUAGACUUCUCACACAAUCUCAUCGCUAGAGUGGAGGCGGAGACAUUCGACACAUUCUCAUGUCCACACCAACACAAACGACAACAGCUCAUAUUGGACUUCUCACACAACCGAAUCCACUCAUUGGACCACAUAGCUCCGUUCGACUGUGUGGCGGAACUGGUGCUCUCUCACAACAGACUAACAACAUCCUCUUCACUGAGUAGAUGGAAGUGGUCCCAAUUCACACACCUGGUCAAUCUACAAUUGGCUUCAAACAGAGUGACUCAUCUCACGAGUGCAAUAUGUCAAGCGGCCAAUCUCAACCAAAUUCAGGUUCAAAACAACCCGCUAAAAAGUGCCAGUGAGUUAGGAUCCCUUAGAAACUGCAUAUCUCUGAUCAAAGUUCAAACUUCAUUCAAAUCUGUGCCCUGUAACUGCAAUAUUAUCGCGACCUCUAGCAACAAAUCUUUGCCUCUUCAACACAACUCGUACGCCUCUCAGAGUUACAAGUUAAGUUCAGAUUUGCGAAGGACGAAAUGUAAUUCUAAGAGUACAUUGCCCGUAGAAGUUGGAACUGCGGUUGAAAUGAUUUCACGCGACUUGAUAUCUUCAAACUGCAAAGCUAGUUCUUCAGCAAGUCUGCUCGAAGUUCAGCAUUCUGUUCAGAUUCUUUUCAGUGUCAUUUUCUGUACAUGGAUUUGCUUGUUCAUUUAGCUGC